Closterium sp. NIES-65 is the source of this 2355-nucleotide messenger RNA. The record is from the annotation of a GenBank genome assembly. NCBI's taxonomy places the organism in Eukaryota, Viridiplantae, Streptophyta, Zygnematophyceae, Desmidiales, Closteriaceae.
AUGGGCGGCCUCGUCGCCGCCCUUCGCGGCCCCGUCCCCGCCCCUAUCGGCCCCGUCGCCGCCCUUCGCGGCCCUGUCGCCGCCUCCAGCGGCCCCGUCGCCGCCCUUCGCGGCCCCGUCGCCGCCCCUUGCGGCCCCGUCGCCGCCUCUAGCGGCCCCGUCGCCGCCCCUAGCGGCCCCGUUGCCGCCCUUCACGCCCCCUCGCGGCCUCUUCUCGGCCCCGUCGCCGCCCUUCGUGGCCCUGUCGCCACCCUUCUCGGCCCCUCCUCGGCUCCUCCGCCACCAGCAGCAGCCGCCACCAGCAGCAGCCACCGCCGCCGCCAGCAGCAGCCGACAACAGCGGCGGCCACCACCAGGAGCAGCCUUCGCCGCCGACAACAGCGACUGCCGCCACCAAUGACAGCAGGAGCUGCCGCCGCGGUCGCGGCUCUGUCCCUGCCGACGCGCCUCGGCCCUGCCCCACCGCUUGCCGGCCCCUACCUACCAGCCCUACUUUUCCUACAGUGCGAUAGGAAGGACGGUCUCUCCCUGCUCGAUCUCACCUCUGGCGCCUCUACUGCCCCUGCUGCCGAUGCUGACAGCACUAUUCGCUCACAGUGGGCCACACGCGAUGCUGCUGCCCGUCUUGCUGUGCGUAGUCACUUGCCGUCCACUGAGCGCGCGCACUUUAGUCAGUACAAGAGUGCUAAGACCUUGUACGAUGCUGUAGUUGCACGCUACUCUUCCCCUGCCACUGCUGCCCUUAGCCGCCUCAUGCUGCCGUACCUGUUUCCUGACCUCGCCGCCUUUCCCACUGUCGCUGACCUCGUUACGCACCUUCGCACUAGUGACACCCGCUACCGCGCUGCGCUUCCUGCUGAGGACCACUUCCUCUCUGUUUGCCCCACCACACUCACCGUUGACCUCCUCGAGGAGCGCCUCCUAGCAGCUGAGAAGAGUAUAGUCGCUGUAGGAGCCUCUCGUGGUGACCCUCGUGCCCCCGUCUUUGAGGGGUGCUCCCCCUCCCCCCUUUUGCCCUCUGUUGCCUCAGCUGCUGCCGUCGACUUCGUUGGCACCGAGUCGGUCGGCGCUGCGUCUGCCCCUAGCGGGAAACGCCGCACCGGCAAGGGCAAGGGGGGCAAGGGCGCUGGAGGGGCUGGCGGGGGCAGUGGAGGUGGCGGUGGAGGAGGUGGAGGGAGUGGGGGUGGUGGUGGGAGUGGUGGCGGGGGUGGGGGCUUCGGUGGCGGCGGUGGCGGCGGAGGCGGCGGCGGCGGUGGCGGUGGGAGCGGAGGAGGAGGCGGAGCUAGUCAGGGUGGCUCUGCGCAGCGGGACGGCUUCGGUGGUGGUCAGCGCCAACAGCAGCAGCGCACUCGUGAGACCCCGCCCCCCCAGCACCUUCGUGAGUGGUACACUUCGCGUCAGCGGGGUGGGGGUACUGGUCCCUGUACCUACAACCUGCGUACCGGCGACCGUACGGGUGAGCAAUGCGGAGGCCCGCACCCCACCCAGCGCUGCUUCGGCCGCCUGACGGACGCCUGGCGUCUCCAGUUCCCUGACGCCACUGAGAUCCCUCGCUGGGGAGAGCUGCAGAGGUCGGGGGUUGCUAUCUUUGAUCUUGAUUAUGAUGCUAUUCUUGCUGCCAUGUAUGCUGUGUCUACUAGUGAUGAGGGUGACUGUUACCUGUGUGUUCCGCCUGGCCCGGGCAUUGAGGCUGCUGCUCUAGGUGCUGGUGAGGCGGCUACUCUAGGUGCUAGUGCGUCUGCUGCCCCAGGUGCUGGUGAGUCUGCUCUCUCAGGUACCACGUCGGCUCAGGCCUUACACACCUUCACCCUUGACUCGGGUGCUUCCCGCUCCUUCUUUCGAGACCGCACCACGCUUACGCCGCCUAGUCGGCCGGUUGUGGUCUCCCUGGCGGACCCCUCUGGGGGUCCUGUCCUUGCCCACUUCUCCACUGUCUUACCGUGUCCGGCAGCCCCCUCUGGCACCCUGUCAGGUCUCUACCUCCCCUCGUUCUCUACGAACUUGGUGAGUGGUGCUGAUCUACAGGAUCGGGGGGUUGACCAGUUCACUCCUGCGAGUCAGCGGCUGACCCACUGUACGUGUGCUCAGACGGGCCGACACUUGGCCACGUUUACCCGUCAGCCGGGGUCGAGCCUGUACACACUGGCUACUGAGUCUCCUCCGGUUGCUGAGUCUGGUCAGGUAGCUGCGUCGACUCAGGUGUUUGCUGCAGCGUCCAGGUCUGGUCUUGAGUCUGCUCCCUGCUCGUGUCGUCUCCUGUCCCACCGGAAUUUCCUCUGGCACCACCGCCUUGGUCACCCCUCCCUGCCUUGUCUACGAGGCAUGGCCUCCCGUGUCCUUGUGUGUCCCAGGUAG